GGUAGCGGAUUUAUCAUCUCUCUCCCACGAAUAUUUACCAUAGAUUUAGGCGGCUUCCGCCACAUUGGAGUGUUGCAGACUGGCUUUGCUCCCUUUCUUUCCUCCGCCAUUAUUCAUAUAAUCCAUGCUCGUCACCCCUUUCAUCUUUCUCUCAUUAAUCUAACCUACAUAUAAUCGACUCUAUUCUAUAUUCUCUAUCUUUCUGGAUUUCUGGCUGUGAGCGUAGAGAAAAAUUGAAACCCCGACGAAAUUCAACAUCGAAUGGCUCAGAAUGGGCAGGUAAUGGACCCUACCCUUCUUGACGACAUAAUCAAUAGGUUAUUGGACCUUCGCCAAGCCAGGACUGCACGCCAGGUCCAACUAUCCGAAGCCGAGAUCCGUCAGUUAUGCACCGUUUCUAGAGAAAUCUUUCUUCAACAGCCCAACCUAUUGGAGCUCGAAGCUCCGAUAAAGAUCUGCGGUGACAUUCAUGGACAAUAUGGUGAUCUUCUGAGGUUGUUUGAAUAUGGAGGUUUUCCUCCUGAAGCCAAUUACUUGUUCUUGGGGGAUUAUGUUGACCGCUGCAAGCAAAGCCUGGAGACGAUAUGCCUUAUGCUUGCAUACAAAAUCAAAUAUCCCGAGAAUUUCUUUCUUUUGAGGGGUAAUCACGAAUGUGCUUCAAUCAACAGGAUAUAUGGGUUUUACGAUGAAUGUAAACGUAGAUUCAAUGUGAGACUUUGGAAGGUCUUCACAGAAUGUUUCAACUGUCUACCUGUAUCUGCUCUUAUUGAUGACAAAAUAUUAUGUAUGCAUGGUGGCCUUUCACCCGAUCUAACAGACUUAGAUCAAAUAAGGAACUUACCCCGUCCAACAGAUGUCCCUGAUUCAGGCUUACUUUGUGACCUAUUAUGGUCUGAUCCAAGUAGAGAUGUGAAAGGCUGGGGAAUGAAUGAUAGAGGAGUCUCCUACACGGUCGGUGCUGAUAAGGUAGCAGAAUUCUUGAUGCAACAUGAUAUGGAUCUUGUUUGCCGUGCUCAUCAGGUUGUGGAGGACGGUUAUGAAUUCUUUGCGGACAGGCAGCUAGUUACAAUAUUCUCUGCUCCCAACUAUUGUGGUGAAUUUGAUAAUGCGGGUGCAUUGAUGAGUGUCGAUGAGAGCUUAAUGUGUUCUUUCCAAAUUCUGAAGCCAGCUGACAAAAAACCAAGAUUUUUAUGAUUCAGAUUAUCUUCUUGUUGUUGUUGCUGCUGCAGUAGAAUUAUUGGGGAGAUGGAGGCGGUUUUCAACCAUAUUUGGAGGAAGUUCUGGUAAGCAGUUGGUCCAUUCGACAAGUGUUGUUUUACUUAGGUUUGUGACGGAUUGGUUGCAUGCAUGGGCCACAAAUGGUGGAAAUUAAUAUUGGUGUUGUAUUUAUUUUUUCAUCCUCUUGGGAGCAACUCCGCCUUCAUAUCGGAUGCGUAUGCAUUAUGUUUUUUUUUUUUUUUCCAAAAAGGGAAGAAUGUAAGGUAUAUUUGCUUUAUAGUUUAUUAUAGAGCAGGGUGUUUGUUAUUAGAACUGGCAAUGAACUUAUGAUGGAGGAGGAAAUGAUGAGAUUUAAUUUUGAUA
This is a messenger RNA of Impatiens glandulifera, 1581 nucleotides long. RefSeq names its product serine/threonine-protein phosphatase PP1 isozyme 2. Gene Ontology annotation, molecular function: protein serine/threonine phosphatase activity. The transcript is spliced from 4 exons. Gene Ontology annotation, cellular component: cytoplasm; nucleus. The coding region runs from base 262 to 1194 and encodes 310 amino acids. Lineage: Eukaryota; Viridiplantae; Streptophyta; Magnoliopsida; Ericales; Balsaminaceae. The record is from RefSeq and is a predicted model, not a curated record.